Messenger RNA from Fragaria vesca subsp. vesca, 667 nucleotides. Its product is annotated as late embryogenesis abundant protein Lea5-like. Gene Ontology annotation, biological process: response to stress. The transcript has 2 exons. Gene Ontology annotation, cellular component: mitochondrion. The record is from RefSeq and is a predicted model, not a curated record. Lineage: Eukaryota; Viridiplantae; Streptophyta; Magnoliopsida; Rosales; Rosaceae. The coding region runs from base 228 to 518 and encodes 96 amino acids.
UUUUCCUUACAGCCGAAGAAGCGGAAGGGCAGCACCUCCCUCACUCGGCCUUCAUCUACUUCCCCAUUCCAGCAAGCUACUGCACUAGUUUUCAUUCUUGAGAAUUCCUCUCAGUCUCCCAAGAAUUGAAUAGCUUCUGCAGUAGCUAGCUACAUAGUACGUCACUACGUCCAUCAAACUCAUCACCAACACCGACUUCUACCUAAGUACCUAUCUUCGAUACUCCAAUGGCUUCCUUUCUCUCAAAGGCAAUUCUCCUUCCCGUUGCGGCUUCCAUUCACCGACGAGGUUACGCGGCGGCAUCACAUGGCUCAGUGGCAGCUGGCUUUGGAAUGGGAGGCUCCAGGAGCACUAUGGUGAGGAAGCUGGAAGAGAAGGUUGGGAUGAAGGAAGAGUCUUCGUCUGCUUGGGCACCGGAUCCUCGAACCGGGUACUACAGGCCGGCUAAUAGGGCGGAUGAGAUCGACCCGGUGGAGCUCCGGCAAAUGCUCUUGAACCAGAAAGUGAGGCAGCAGUAAAAUGAUUUAUAAUGUUUUGUUUCUUGCUUGGUUCUUUUGUUUUGCGGUUUUUCGAUAUAUCUGUUGCAGUAGUUUACUACUUAUGUGUCAUGACUUGGUUUGAAUCUUAAUUAGAAUGCAGUUUUGAAUAGACAUAUGAUUACUGUUGU